UAACAAAUUUUAAAAAUAAUUUCUUUAAUAUUUAACCAAAAAUUUAUCAAAAUUUUGUAUUAAAAAAAUAAUUCAAUAGCAGGUUGCACGUGAAAUACUUAUUUUUUGAUAUUUACUUGUUAUAGUUACUUUUUUUGUUGGUUUUUUUUAUUUACUAUUAAUAAUAAUUAAAAAAUCUCAAAGAUAUGAAUUCAUAUAAUAUAUAUAUUUAUGAAAAGAUGAUAUUAAAUAAAGAUAUUAAAAAAAUUAUUUUUAAAAUCUUAUUAAUUAAGUUUAUCAACUUUUAUAGUUGAAUUCAAUAUAAUUCCUACACUUAUUAUCACAAAUGAAAUAAUUUUUAUAUCUCUUAACAAAGUUACACACUAAAUAUAAGAUUUUAUAUCUAGUUUUCUUAUAUUUAAUCUAUGUUGUAGCAUUCAAGAAUUGAUUGAUAUUUUUAUUAUUUAAUUUAUUUAUUUAUUAGUUUCAUUAACGAUAUUCAAAGAUGGCACUGACUCUCAAACUUUUCUCAAACUUUUACUUUUAUUUCUGUUCUUUUCUUUCUAUUUGUUCUUAUCUAUUCUUGUUCUUAGCGAGUGAUUAUACAUGAGAUAGAGAACAAUAUCUUUUUAAAAAAAUUAUAAUAUCUUGAUCUUUAAUGUAAAAUUUAUCCAUAGAUAUUAGAUUAUUAGCUUUAAAAUAUCUUUCUAUGGCUGAUGUCUAGGGAUAUUAUUAAUUUUUCUUUAAACAAACAUAUGCUCCUUAUAAUACUAUUUCGAUAACGCAUGCGCAAGACUAUUUGAAAUCAAAACCCUCUGGAACCUUUAUACUUUUAUUUUAGUUCUGAUACAGUGAGCUUAAGUUAAACAAGGUUCAAAAUAUAUUCUAAAAUAAUAUUUUUAAUUUCUUCUAAAAAAGAAAUUCUAAAAAAGAAUUCAAAAAUAUAGUUUUCAAGAAAAAAUUUUCAAAUUGAAUAUUUAAAAAUUAGUGAAAAAUAAAUGUUAAUCAAAUAAUUGAAUGAUUUGUGAUAAUGGCAAAAUUUUUAGCCACAAUCAAAGCAAUUAUUACUCGAUUAGUUUUUGCAUCUCAUGGUUUUAUUGCAAUUUGGCAAGUAACUACAUUUAAAAAGAAUUCUUUAUUUUGGUAUUUGAGCUGCCCAAUUCUAUUAUUGUUUUUUGAAGGAAUUUUCACACUUACUAUAAAAGAAAAUCAAGAAUGGAAAUGGUUUUGUCCUUCAGUUUUCUUAUAUCUAAGCAGUGUUGUUCCUGCAAUAUGGCUUUUAGAACUAGAUAAAGUUGACAGAAGAUUAAAAACAUUUGAAACGAAUGUGAAUAAAUCCGAGAAUUUGGAUUUAACGAAUUUGGCUGCUAAAGAUUUAAAGCAUUUAGAAAAAGCAUUAGGUGUGAACAUACAUUUACCUAACAUAAAAAUAUCAAAAGAAACUUGGGUAACUCUGAUUGAACAAUUUCUAAUGUUAAUUUUAAUCAUUGGAAGAUGGAUGUUACCAAAAGGAGAUUUAACCAGGGAUCAAUUGAGUCAAUUAUUAUUAGUGUAUAUUGGAACAGCGGCAGACAUAAUUGAAUUCUUUGAUUCCUUCAAGGAAGAUCGCAUAGCUCGUGAACCUGUCCUAGUUUAUUUAACUUUGGGGAUUUGGGCGUGGUCCUUAAUGCAAUUCACGGUUGUUCUAACGGCUACUAAAUCCCGGAAGUCUAGAUUGUCAUCCGGAAAUGCUGUCAAAAGAAGAAUACAAACUGAAACUAGUUGCUGUAGCAUAGAUGUUUGGGGAAUUACUUUAAAUAUGAUUUUACAGGAUGGACCAUUUCUUGCAUUUAGAUUAAUUUUAAUUGUCCAUUAUCGCAUAGUCAGCUAUAUGAAUAUUUUCUUCACGUGCAAGAAUACUCUAGUGAUUCUCUUGCAACUUUAUCGACUGUAUGUAGUUCAGACGGAAAAUAGGAGCAAAAGAAAGAAGAAAUCUGAAAUAUCGAAUAUCAGUAUUAUAUCGAGAGAGGAUAUUUAUAAAGAUGUGAAAUACAAAAUAUCUGAAGAAAAGCGAAGAAAAAAAAGAAAAGACAAAGAUAUAGAAGCUAAUUAUAUAGAAAGUGAAGAAACAAUAGAAGAAACAGAUAAAUUUGAUUCCUCUCCGAGAAAUAUUAGAUCUUCAAAAAAAAAAACGCGCCAAGAUACUGGAUAUUCUACUUCUAGUUCUAGAAAUUCUGGAAAGCAUGAAAAAUCUCAAAGAAAUAAAAAAAAAAUAUCACGCGAAGAAAUUGAAAUUUUUAGUGAUGAUGAGAAACAAAAAAGAAAAAUUAACAGAAAUUUAUCGAUAAAAGGAAACAAAAAGUAUACGGAAAGUAUCAAAAUGAAAUCUAGAAAUAAUGAUUCUAGUAAAAGUUCCAGCAAGAAUCAGAAAUACAAAGAAGACAGUGAAGAAUUAACAACAGAAGAAAUAACUGAUAAAACAAUUAGCGAAGAAAGUGAAUCAGAAUCAGAAAGAAAAAGGUAUAUUUAUAGAAAACGAAGACAAAACAGAGACUGACAACGAUAUCUCGGUAUAAUCACUCUCUUAUUUGUCUAUUUUGCGAUCCUCAUUAUUUGCAUGCUUUUUAUACACGCUGGGAUCAACAAUGGCGUUAUA
Messenger RNA from Apis cerana (Asiatic honeybee), 2614 nucleotides. Its product is annotated as transmembrane protein 26. The record is from RefSeq and is a predicted model, not a curated record. NCBI's taxonomy places the organism in Eukaryota, Metazoa, Arthropoda, Insecta, Hymenoptera, Apidae.